This is a messenger RNA of Alternaria ventricosa, 900 nucleotides long. RefSeq lists its product as uncharacterized. The coding region runs from base 1 to 900 and encodes 299 amino acids. Lineage: Eukaryota; Fungi; Ascomycota; Dothideomycetes; Pleosporales; Pleosporaceae. The transcript has a single exon. The record is from RefSeq and is a predicted model, not a curated record.
AUGGCAUCACCACCACCAAGCGAACCCCCAGCGGUUAAGAAACGCGGUCGCCCGAAGAAAGUCGUAGCCGAGGAUGCGGGGGCAAUACCAGCGGUCGAAGCGAGCAAGGCGGCUGUAAAGAAGGUGGCCGCGAAGCCUGCUGGAAAGGCGAAACCGGUGGAAGUCAAGAAAGAGAAGAAGGCGGUUGCGAAAAGUGCAAAGACGGUUGCUCCUGCUGCUACUCUUGCCGCGAAGAAAGAUGCGCCCCAAUCGACAGUUGCCCCCGAACAACCCACACCCGUUGCACCGUCUACAAGCAAGAUAUUAGAGGAGGUACAAGCGAAAGGGACGUUGAAGAAGGCACAGGCUGCGAAGGUCAUGGAGAAAGUAGUGUCGAGUACAGACAAGAAGACUGCGCCGCCACAACCUCAGGCCCAAGAACCGACAACAAAGUCAGCGUCUUCGCCGUCAAGACCAACACCAGCAGCAGCAUCCACGACGCCUCCUCCUCCAAAACCGACUACGACUCCCACCACUCCACGCCCAACAACAAUCCCCCUCCCCUCACACCCCACAAAAGCGCCAUCGCCCGUCUCCCCACCUCCAAACCCAUACCCACGCCUCUCAAAACCCACACCAUCCACGCGUCACAUACCACCGAACCCCUAUCCAACAAGCAUCCGUCCCUCAAACCAACCACCACCUCCAUCCCCACCACACCGACAACACCCCACGCGCCUCAUCGAGCCCACACCCGACAUCAGGCUACCACCCAAAUACAAACCCGCGUCGCGCCGGGUCACAGCGAUAAUGGUGAGCUUGCCGAUUGUGUUGGUGUUUGGGUAUGAGUUGUUCGAGCGGUGGAGGGGGAAGGAAGUCAAGCAGGUUUUCAGGGAGCCAGAGAAGGAACUGAGUGAAUGA